GGCCGCGUCUGCGAAGGCGGGGGCGGGCAGGUUCGAUAAGGUUUUCUUCCUCUUCUCUGCCAUUUCGCAAACUUUUGUGUUCUUCCGCUCGCUGCUCGACUCUUCCUCGCUGGCUGGCUGACGAUAGUGUUGGUGUUUUGCUAUUUUGCGAAUAUUUCUUGUUUUGUAUUGUAUCUGCACAUUGACCAGGCUCGUUGGUUAGACAUGGCUGAGCGCCGUGAUCGUAAGUGUCGCCUGCUCGUUGCGUUUGCCGCAUCUACUCUUCCGAGCUCUACUUUGUCAGCGCACCUCCGAAUCCACACUGACGCUUUCUCUUCAUCGCAACCAGCCUCUCCCAUCCCCGAGUACCCUCGUCUGCGGACCAGACGCGCUUGCCACAUAUGUCGCCGACGAAAAGUAAAGUGCAACGGCGCCAGUCCGAGCUGCGAACAGUGUCUUCUCCGCGGCGCAAAGUGCUUCUACAAAGACGACGCUCCCGAGUCUACCAGCAACGACUCCGCAACCGGCGCUCACAACCUCUCCAACUCGAUAUCGAUCGGUGAUCUAAACAACGGCAGCUCUGGACUUGGUAAUCGAGGCACCUCGCCGCUGUCAAACGAUGCUAAGCGACGCAAGACUGAUCCAUCUCCGCGCCCGCCCACCCGAACAAUCACUGGCGUCGACCAUUCCGGCGGCUCCGUCUCCUCUGCCUCCGCCGACCCUCUUGCGUCGGACUCGAACAACACAAUAGGCAACAGCCCAAUGCACAACUCAGUCUACAGUGGCAUCACCGCCGUCAAUCCCGGAAUCGAAAGUUUCAUCUACUACGGUCCUGCUGCUUCCUUUUCUUUCAUCCAACACAUCCAUCAAGCAAUGAACUCGGGGUCUAUGGAGAUGGGCGGCAUGGGUGAUGUGCCCGAAGGCAUCAAAGCCUAUGGCUUCCGAGACCUCUUCCUCGGCGGCAACUCGGAUCCAACCUCACAAGGCUCAGCGACAAGAAACGGCAUCAAGUUUCUGGAUCCCGCAUCCGCAACCAAGUUUGUCGACAAUUACUAUCGAACGCUGGCGUUCAUCAUGCCCGUAUACCCGCGCGCUUACAUAGAUAGCGUCGUCGACCUCACCUAUCGAUCGACAAGUCCAAUCUCAAACGCCGAACCUGGAAUGCUCGGAGUACUAGCAACCGGUGCCAGCUUGGAAGGUGAGAUCGAGUGGAGCCAAAUGCUGUACGACCGCGCUAUGGACAUCUUGCAGGCAACCUCGGAUGUCAUCAGUACCGACAGAGUCAAAGUCCUGCUGCUGUUAAGUCACCUACAGGCGAUGAACGGCAAAAUAAAUACCUCAUAUACCCUCUCCGGCCAAGCCGUCCGUUUAGCAUACUCAUGUGGCCUUCACCGCGAAUUUCCCUCGCUUUCGGCUUACUCGAGUGAUGGCUCGACCAGCAGUCAAGACAGACGAACGACUCUGUGGGCUCUUUAUUCAUUUGAGCGAUUACUCGCGAUCCUAAUCGGCCGGCCAUCGGCAUUCAACGAUGCCGAACUCGAUAUCGCCCUUCCUGAGGUCGACUUCCUCAAGUACAUGUCACAUCUAGCGAAAAUCAGUGUAAAAUGCACGUCACUGAUCUACGGACCGAAAAACAAAUCUGUGCUAUCGAUCUGGGACAGCGCAAAGUUGAUCGAUGAGGAGCUUGUCGCUUUCAGAGACAGUUUACCGCCUGCGCUGCGGUUUGAAGAUUUCGGAAAACCAGGCGUGGUCCUGCACGCUGACGCGUUCGCUAUGGGUAGCCAUUUCUAUCUUUUCAAAACUCUGACGUUCAGACCGUUCUUGCUCAUUGAUAGUUUGCUUCGGAAAGAGGACCGGCUGCACUCAAUGCAGGGACUUACCUCUCCGCCGCAAUCUAGCGAUCGCGAGUUUUUACCUGAAGCUUGUCAUCGGGCCGUUGAGGCUGGUCGGGGAUUACUACUGUUACUUGCUCGGGCGUAUUCUUCAGACCCGAUGCUUGCUAAAAUGAGAUUCAACUCGAUUUUCCUACAAACAGCGUGUGCAAUCCUCCUCUUCGACGUCCUGCGUGAUCCUACACGACGAGACGAAGUCAUGACGAAUUUCGAAAUUAUCAACAUCGCACUCGAGUGCUAUCGGCUGAUGAAGACAGACGUGGGCGUGCAGAGUGGAUUGAAAUUGAUUGAGCAGGUGCAGGAGCGGGCGAAGCAGGCUUUCGAGAUGGCGAAUGCUGCUAGGCGGGAAACGCCGAUGAGCGCUGGAAGUAGGGACUUAUUUGAUUCUCCGGCAGAUCAAUUUGGCAAGUCUCCCGUCGCACCUCCUAUGCCCGGCAUGACUGGCACUGACGCCCUUCAACCACCCGACACCCAACACGCCGACCUCUACGGCAGCACACAUCCCAACCAAGGCCCCACCGCCGCUCUAGUCAGCGAAGAUGAUCUAAACGCUGCGCUCACGGGCGACGACGGCAUGAUCGGCUCCGACGCUGGCGAGUACAAGGUGAAGAGCGAGAAGACGAACGGACUGGCUGGCGGGGAUGACGAGCUGCGGUUGGAUAAUAUGCAGUUCUGGGAGCAUUGGGAUGAAGGGUUUGAUUGGCUGAAGAGUGGGUUCAUGCUGCCUUCGGCGGAUAAGUAGAUGUGGUUUGUUUUAAUACGGAGUGGAGUGGACGACGGUGUAUCUGAUUAUAACGGAGUGGUGAUUUUUCCAGCAAUAUCUUGCUUCUGAUCUUUUGUAUUCUAUUUCUUUCUUUCUUCUUCCUUUUUUCUAUCUUUUUGAACGGACGAGAGGAUCAGACAGUGUCAUCUACUCUGACCUAUGUGUAUAAUAAGUGUCGACAAAGUCAUCAACCAUCCGUAAACCCUACAAAGUUCCCCUAAAGA
This is a messenger RNA of Myxozyma melibiosi, 2858 nucleotides long. RefSeq lists its product as uncharacterized. Gene Ontology annotation, biological process: DNA-templated transcription; regulation of DNA-templated transcription. Bases 205 to 2613 code for a protein of 802 amino acids. NCBI's taxonomy places the organism in Eukaryota, Fungi, Ascomycota, Lipomycetes, Lipomycetales, Lipomycetaceae. The transcript is spliced from 3 exons. The record is from RefSeq and is a predicted model, not a curated record. Gene Ontology annotation, molecular function: zinc ion binding; DNA-binding transcription factor activity, RNA polymerase II-specific; DNA binding.